Molecule: messenger RNA, 2657 nt
Organism: Harmonia axyridis
Lineage: Eukaryota; Metazoa; Arthropoda; Insecta; Coleoptera; Coccinellidae
Exons: 10
Coding region: 222-2549 (775 amino acids)
Source: RefSeq, a predicted model, not a curated record
CAUUUGUAGUUAUAGGAUAUACGAUGUUUUGCACUUAAGCCAUCGAUAUUAUGGUUAGGUUAAUGUUCAUCAUUCGAAUAAAACUGGAUAUAUGAGUAUAUAAAAAAUGGGGUAUCAUAAGCUUCGCAAACAUCCAAUCUUAUCUGAUAUUGUUACGACAGAAUUAUUCAUUAGAUCAGAUAAUAAACUUUAUGCAUUCCUCAUAAAUUCACAUCAAAUACAUGAGUGUCACAUCUAUUCUCGUGGACAUGUAUAGUUUCAAUUCCGUGUCAGUCAUAUUUAUAGGUAUGUACAUCAAAAAUUUCAAUAUAGCUGUUUCAUUUUCGAUGUUAGCUUUCAGUAUUACAAAUAUAGAAUGUUUAACAUCGUCACAUCUACCUGAAUUGUUGGUACCUUGCUAUAAUGGAAGUUUUAAUAUGGAAAAUAAACCACCCUUAACAGUUAAAUUGUUAGUUGAGACUUUGAGGAAAAUUGAAUUGAACGAAAAGAUUAGUACAAACCUAAGGAUACUUCAAACUACACUUUUACAUAGGAUAAUAUUCGAUGGCAUCCUGAAGUCAGAGAGGGGUAUAGGAGACAAUGAAGCCUUUUUAUAUCGAGCUAGGGGUCGUGAAUUUCACAAAUAUAAAUUAGUUACAGAUUAUUUAGUUACAGGAGCAAGUACCUUGUCUUUGAACGAAUCACUAUCCCAGCAUGAAAUUUGUUUUUUACACAACAUGCUCUCUGUCACAACCGACAAACAUUACAGAGGAGAUGAAGAUAUAACUUGUAAUUUCAAAUCUUCCAAGACUCCUAUACCAACAGUUGAAUUGCAGAUUCAGAACAAUAAAUAUAGUGCUUGUCCUCGUAUGAAAGGCAAUCUGUUUACAAAAUGGGGAUCUGUAACACCAGGACAUCUAGUUUAUGGUCUUAGUGCAGCCCUGGAAAAUACUGAAACAUCUUUUGAUACUAUACUGAAGGAGAUUAAUAAAACUGGUACAAAGUUUGGAUCGGAUAAAGCUAAUAGUGUUUGGAUAUCAACAAUUGCAGGAGAUCUAGCUGAGGCUUUACUCAAUCAAGCCAGUGAUGAACUGAAACUAGGAAUUCUUGGAUUCUGGAAUGAUUCGUCAUUUCCUAUCAAUUAUUAUUUGUCAGAUUAUUCUUCGGACUUAGUAGAGAGCAUGUUAUUGGGUGGAAUUGACAGUUUGAUUCUUGCAUCAAAUAUAUUGACAUGGGAAAAAACGCUAAUGUCAACAAGAUUCUCCCAAAUUAUAGAUAUGUAUUACUCAAACAGAGGUAUUUCUUAUAAUUCAACGAUAAAAGCAUCCAACAGAAAAGUAAUUUUUUCGGAAAUUCUGAAGAAAACUAAUUUAACUCAUCAGGUAAUUGGAGCGGCUACUUUAUUGAAGGAAAUAGCCAAUUACGAUAGAUUUCUCAGCGACAAUGAUAUUAGAGAAAUGGCUACGCUGGCUGUAGACAAAUUUGAAGCAAUUAUUGAAUUUUUGUUUGCAGAUGAUAUUCUAAGAAAGUACGAUUCUGUAGAGUACGUAGAUGUAAAUGAAGUUAGAAGUUCGUUAGAAAUUAUAAUAAUAAUGGAUGGUAGCUUUGAUCAUUUCACAUCGAAAAAAUUAAUUUAUUCUCUUGCAGAGGCAAUGGAUGUUUCUUAUUAUGGAAGCAAAUUGGGUAUUAUAAAUGGUGAAAAUGGCAAGUGGAUUUCAAAUGUCACAGGACAAAUUUACACCAUAUUUAAUGACAUCGAAAAUUCCAAGAGCUCAUGGCCAUCGAAACUUUCGUUGGGCCUUUCUUUGCAGAAAAUAUUUGAGUAUUACCUAGAUGAAAUGACCAAGGGGUGUGAAAGCCCUAAAAAACCAUUAGGAAGGACUGUUAUCAUAUUAUCCAAAAAGGCAAAACCCAGCAAUUCUGAUCUAGAUGCAUAUAAGGCGGUGCUAUUUUCUCUAAAAAAUGCCUUUCCUGAUAUUAACAUCAUAUACGCACUAUCCCAUGAUAUUCAGCAGUUUUAUUACGAUUUACCAAACAGAUAUAAGAAUGACAGUUAUGUAAAUAUUGCUGAUGAUAUAGAAACAAUUUCCAACAGCUUAGGAAAAAUUUUACAAAGGAUUCCGGGACAAAUUGUUAACAUUUAUUGUAAUGAUUCUAACUCAAGAAUGGAAGAUUAUUUAACACCAGGUGUUGAGAGAUUCUAUGAAAUACAUGAGGAAUACAUCAAUAAAUAUAAUUUCGAAUUGGAAUUCUUAGGAAAUGGUUAUGGAGAUAUAUCUAUUUGCUCAAAUUCUUUCGGAACAAGCUCGAUCAGAAGCUGUAAAAACAUCACUGCAAAUAAUAAAAUUAAAAUAAAAUCGGCAGAUUUAUGCUCAGAGGAUUUAAGAUGUAAUUUACAAUUGAUUCUGAAAGUUAAUAGUUCAACUCUUCGUUGUGUGGAGAAUGAUUGCAGAUAUCCUGACCAAGUUAGAUUGGAAAUUUCAUGGUUGAAGUCUGGUUCUGCGUUUUAUACAGCAAACAUAAAAUUUUUAUCAAUAAUACUCUUCAUAAAGUCGGUGUGUUUCACUUGAAGACUAAAAUAUUUUCGAAAUUUUGAGGAACCUGAAGCUCAACGAAACAAAUCAAUUGAAUAUAGGUACUUUGUGGAUGUAUUUAUGAUUAAAUUUGUAUUUUAUUGA